This is a messenger RNA of Physeter macrocephalus (sperm whale), 2140 nucleotides long. It is a transcript of the gene LIMK2, whose product is annotated as LIM domain kinase 2. The record is from RefSeq and is a predicted model, not a curated record. The transcript is spliced from 14 exons. NCBI's taxonomy places the organism in Eukaryota, Metazoa, Chordata, Mammalia, Artiodactyla, Physeteridae. Bases 205 to 1887 code for a protein of 560 amino acids. Gene Ontology annotation, molecular function: protein serine/threonine kinase activity; ATP binding; protein binding. Gene Ontology annotation, cellular component: nucleus; cytoplasm. Gene Ontology annotation, biological process: actin cytoskeleton organization; protein phosphorylation.
UGUUCUUACACCUGGGAGCCAGGGGCAGCCCGUGUAGCCUAGUACCAAGGAUCCGGGAGAGUUUCUGUUCUCAUCUUGCCUUUCAGAUGUUCCGAAUGCCAGGAUUCCCUCACCAACUGGUACUACGAGAAGGAUGGGAAGCUUUACUGCCACAAGGACUACUGGGGGAAGUUUGGGGAGUUCUGCCAUGGAUGCUCUCUGCUGAUGACGGGGCCUGUCAUGGUGGCCGGGGAGUUCAAGUACCACCCAGAGUGCUUUGCCUGUAUGAGCUGCAAGGUGAUCAUUGAGGAUGGGGAUGCGUACGCCCUGGUGCAGCACGCCACCCUCUACUGUGGGAAGUGCCACAACGAGGUGGUGCUGGCACCCAUGUUUGAGAGGCUCUCCACAGAGUCUGUCCAGGACCAGCUGCCCUAUUCCGUCACACACAUCUCCAUGCCGGCCACCACCGAGGGCAGGCGGGGCUUCUCCGUGUCCGUGGAGAGUGCCUGCUCCAACUACGCCACCACCGUGCAAGUAAAAGAGGUCAACCGGAUGCACAUCAGUCCCAACAACCGCAAUGCCAUCCACCCUGGGGACCGCAUCCUGGAGAUCAAUGGGACCCCCGUCCGCACACUCCGAGUGGAAGAGGUAGAAGAUGCAAUUAGCCAGACGAGCCAGACGCUUCAGCUCUUGAUUGAACAUGACCCCGUCUCCCAGCGCCUGGACCAGCUGCGGCUGGAUGCACGGCUCUCUCCCCACAUGCAGAAUGCCAGACACUCGGACACCCUCAGCCCCCUGGACACCAAGGAGAAUCUGGAAGGGACGCUGAGGAGACGCUCCCUGAGGCGCAGUAACAGCAUCUCCAAGUCCCCUGGCCCCAGCUCCCCAAAGGAGCCCCUCCUGCUCAGCCGUGACAUCAGCCGCUCAGAAUCCCUCCGCUGUUCCAGCAGCUAUUCGCAGCAGAUCUUCCGGCCGUGUGACCUGAUUCACGGGGAGGUCCUGGGAAAGGGCUUCUUUGGGCAGGCCAUCAAGGUGACACACAAAGCCACGGGCAAAGUGAUGGUCAUGAAGGAGUUGAUUCGGUGUGACGAGGAGACACAGAAGACUUUUCUGACUGAGGUGAAGGUGAUGCGCAGCCUGGACCACCCCAACGUGCUCAAGUUCAUCGGCGUGCUGUACAAGGACAAGAAGCUGAACCUGCUGACGGAGUACAUCGAGGGGGGCACGCUGAAGGACUUUCUGCGCAGCGUGGACCCAUUCCCCUGGCAGCAGAAGGUCAGCUUUGCCAAAGGCAUCGCCUCUGGAAUGGCCUAUUUGCAUUCCAUGUGUAUCAUCCACCGGGAUCUGAACUCGCACAACUGCCUCAUCAAGCUGGACAAGACCGUGGUGGUGGCAGACUUUGGGCUGUCACGGCUCAUAGUUGAGGAGAGGAAGAAGCCCCCAGUGGAGAAGGCCACCACCAAGAAGCGUACCUUGCGCAAGAGUGAUCGCAAGAAACGCUACACGGUGGUGGGAAACCCCUACUGGAUGGCCCCUGAGAUGCUGAAUGGAAAGAGCUACGACGAGACUGUGGAUGUCUUCUCUUUUGGGAUCGUCCUGUGCGAGAUCAUCGGGCAGGUGUAUGCAGAUCCUGAUUGCCUGCCCCGAACACUGGACUUCGGCCUCAACGUGAAGCUCUUCUGGGAGAAGUUUGUCCCCACGGACUGCCCCCCAGCCUUCUUCCCCCUGGCCGCCAUCUGCUGUAGACUGGAGCCCGAGAGCAGACCAGCAUUCUCCAAACUGGAGGACUCCUUUGAGGCCCUCUCCCUGUACCUUGGGGACCUGGGCAUCCCGCUGCCUGCAGAGCUGGAGGAGCUGGACCACACUGUGACCGUGCAAUAUGGCCUGACCCGGGACUCGCCACCCUAGCCCCGGCCCAGCCCCCUGCGGGGGGGUGUUCCACAGCCAGCACUGCCCCCUCUGCGCCCCAUCCCUGCUGUGGGCAGGGCCUUCCGCGCUUCCUGUGGAUUGGCAGCUUGUUUAGAAGCAGAACCGACCAUCCCUACUACCUCCCCAGGAGGCGAGCGGGUGCAGCACCGGGGAAGCCACCUCCACAGGUUCUGGGGCCUGGUUACUGUCUGUAAAUCCAACACUUGCCUGAAAGCUGUGAAGAAGAAAACAA